Molecule: messenger RNA, 1503 nt
Organism: Malassezia globosa CBS 7966
Lineage: Eukaryota; Fungi; Basidiomycota; Malasseziomycetes; Malasseziales; Malasseziaceae
Exons: 2
Coding region: 1-1503 (500 amino acids)
Source: RefSeq, a predicted model, not a curated record
AUGUCACAGGCACGUCUUUUAGAAAUGCGUGCUGAAAGUUAUCAAAACCGGGUCCGAAUAGCACCUCAUGAGCAAUUGAUGCUGAGCGAUGAAGAAGCGAUAGAAUACAGAGCUUCAGUUCCAUGGAAGUAUACAAUCUUGAAGUUUCUUAAAUGGUUGCGCAUUCGGGAAAAGUCGGAUUUGGUCAUUGCAAGGAUAUCCGUGGCUUUGUUUGCCUAUAUGAGCAUACACUUUUACGUUCCCUCUUCUCUAUAUAUAUAUGUUGUAUGCAUUUGCUUUACUGCACCCGCGAUUUUCACAACGGCUAUUUUACGCUUACGGCAUGGUCGCACUGAUCAAAAAAAAAGGUUACUUAUAACUGGCGGCAUAUGUACUUAUGUCAUUGCUUGUUUGCUAGCAGACUGCUUUUCGACACGCCCUUCAUAUCCGCAUCAACCUAACACCCAUUCCAAAUAUUACAUUGCUUCUCUGUUGCAUAAUUCUGAAGCUAUUUUGCCUCAUUAUUCGCAUUCUCUCGUCCAGCUCACCAAAGAACUCGGGCCGUCUAAUGUAUAUGUGUCCAUAUAUGAAAACGACUCAAAAGAUCUUACACCUACACUGCUUCAUAAACUAGAUGGAAACCUUCGAAAAUUAGGCGUUCGUACGAAGAUUGUCACAGCUAAACGAUCUGAGCAAGAAUCACGAAAAAAUCGCAUUGAGCGUUUAUCCGCUUACCGGAAUUUGGCUAUGGCACCAUUAAAUGAUGAACUUCAUGGAAAGCUUGAUGGGAUUCCAUUUGAAAAGGUAAUUUGGAUCAAUGACAUCUUAUUUGAGUCUAGUACUGUCCAUCAGCUUCUUAACACAGAAGGUGGUCAAUUCGAUCAGGCAUGUGCAAUGGACUACUGCUGGCUUGGCUUUUACGAUACUUGGGUCAUGCGAGAUGCGGAUGGAAAAACGACUCGUCCCUUUUGGCCGUAUUUUAAAGCAGAACAAGAUCAGAAAGCUGUUCAAGCUGGCCUUCCGGUUCCUGUAAAUGCAUGUUGGAAUGGUUUGACUGCUUUCGACGCACGCUGGUUUUCAAAUACAACGAUAUCACCCAAUGAAACUAUGCCGUUUCUUACAUCCGCCCUAACACUGAAUCCCCCUCCAAUAUUCCGAGCAGAUUCAUUGGAUGUACCUGCGACCGUGCCACUGACUUUUCGGAACAGCGAUCUGUGUUUCUCGUCAGAGUCGCUGUUGAGUAGUCUAGAUAUGCACCGCAUCGCAAGACCAUACCGACCCCGCAUUUACGUGAAUCCUAAUCUCGUUGUGGCGUAUGACAAGCCUAACUAUUUUUUGUACAGAUCCAUGAUGCGGUGGAGCGUGGUGGGUCCUUGGCGACACUUUUGGCAGUACUGGAUCGAGCACCGCUUGUUUGGAUUUGCUUUGCAUGUCCUUGGUCGCGUUGAUCCAUGCACGGAUGUAUUUAUGCCUAAUUGGGUACCGAGAUCGCCCUCGAAGGGUCCCAACAUCGAUAGCUCAUAG